AUGUUGUGGAGCUUCUUUCUUCUUUGCCUCUCGUUAUUUUUGAUUGGAUUAAAGGCCAGAAUUUAUUUUAGAGGAUAAAAAUGUGAAACACUUAGGGAUAUAUCUAAUUUAACUAUUCUCAUAACUGGAGGUAGUAAAGGACUAGGAUAAGAGACAAUCAAACUACUAGCAAAAUUUAAAUGUAGGAUAAUAUUUGGUUGUAGAAGUAAACCAACUGAAUUCUUAGAAAAAUUACUGAAAACUUAUCCUUUAACAAAAAUUGAAUAUAUUCCAUUAGAUCUUUAAAGUUGGAGUUCGAUUAAACAAUUUGCUAAUAGAGUGAAUAAAGAAGUAGAUAGAAUUGAUAUUUUAAUAAAUAAUGCAGGAAUAAUGGGAACCUUGACAAGAUAGUUUACCGAAUAUGGUAUAGAAUCUUAAUUUGGAACUAACUAUUUAGGUCCCUUUUUCUUAAAUCAAUUAUUAGUAAGAAAUUCAAUAAGAAUAAUUUAGCUUGAUCUUAUAAGAAAAUCAAAUUGUCCAAGAAUAAUAAAUGUCUCCUCAAUAGCACAUGUGUUUUAAGCUCUUGAUUUUGAUGAUCUGAAUUGUGAAAAAUGGGCUAACAGUGUAUUUUGGAGCAGAAUAUAUACUUAUAGAGCUUAUGGAAAUACAAAAUUUGCAUAAAUUCUAAAUGGAUAAGAAUUUUAUAAUAGAACUGGUGUAAAAGCAUGUUCUUUGCAUCCAGGUGUUGUAAGAACUGAAGUAUUGCAACAUUAAUUGUCAGCCUGGUGGUUCAAUUUGAUUAUGUUAAUAGCUUGGCCAAUCUAUAGUUUUUUCACAAAAGACUGUUAUUAUGGAUGCCAAACAAUUUUAUAUUGUAUUAUGUUAAAAGAUGAAGAAUUGAUAAAUGGUGGAUUCUACAAAGAUUGCAGACUAUCAAAAGCAAGAUACACAAGCAAAGACAAAGCUUCAAAGUUGUGGGAUAUAAGUUUGUAGUUAAUAUCAAAGAUUGAAAGUUCAAUUUGA
Messenger RNA from Paramecium sonneborni, 1002 nucleotides. Lineage: Eukaryota; Ciliophora; Oligohymenophorea; Peniculida; Parameciidae. The record is from the annotation of a GenBank genome assembly.